Mucor velutinosus is the source of this 2238-nucleotide messenger RNA. RefSeq lists its product as uncharacterized. Bases 1 to 2238 code for a protein of 745 amino acids. Gene Ontology annotation, molecular function: 3'-tRNA processing endoribonuclease activity. The record is from RefSeq and is a predicted model, not a curated record. The transcript is spliced from 7 exons. Lineage: Eukaryota; Fungi; Mucoromycota; Mucoromycetes; Mucorales; Mucoraceae. Gene Ontology annotation, cellular component: mitochondrion. Gene Ontology annotation, biological process: mitochondrial tRNA 3'-end processing.
AUGAAAGCAUAUAUUCAAAUAGUUGGACAAAAUUCACCUGAGGGCCCACCUAGUUUGGUUCUUCAUUACGACUCACAGCGAUACCUGAUCAACUGCCGAGAGGGUACUCAACGACUCUGCGUGCAAGAAAAAGUUAGACUUGCAAAACUGAGCAACGUCUUUUUAACAAGAGUGGAUUGGGAUUGCAUUGGUGGUCUUACAGGUAUGCUUCUUACACUUACGGAUGCUGGUGUGCGGAAUAUUGGCCUUCAUGGAGGAAAGAAUCUAUCUCACUUUGUUGCUGCUACUAGACAAUUCGUAUAUAGAACCAACGCAACAGUAAAUGUUCAUGAAUUCAGUGACACAUCCAAGCCAUUCAGCGACAAGAAUUUGACAAUGACACCAGUUGUAGUGCUUCCAACCAGUUCAAAAAAGAGAAAUUAUGACCAAUAUAGCGGCAGUAGCAGUGGCAGUGAUAAUAGUAGCGAGAGUAACAGCAGUAAUGAAUCAUCGUCCAGUGGAAGCACCAAAUUCACAAAGAAUAGCAUCUUGUCUCAAGUAGAAGCCGAUGAAUAUCGGCAGAAAGUGAUUUCGCUCAUGUUUACAAACGUCAGCAAAGGGGAAAAGGCACCUGGACACACCAUUGAAGCGGAUUGUUCACCUAGACCACCAUCACCUUCAAAAGCAACCAAAACAGCACAUCCACUCUCCUCAGCAACCUUAGCUACAGAGGAUCUUGCAAUGGAAAAGGCCGUGACAAAUCAAAGGGACCAUUUGAUGAGAGGAUUACCUAGAACAAAACCAUACCCAGCAGCUGUCAGUUACAUUUGUCAAGGUGUGCCAGUGCCACGUAAAUUCAAUAAAAAGGCCGCACUUGCACUUGGUCUCAAGCUAGGACCUCUCUGCGGCCAGUUACAAAAGGGUAUCUCGGUCACCUUGGAGGAUGGACGAGUGAUUACUCAGGAUAUGGUCUGUGACCCAGAGAUACCAGGUCAUGUGUUUAUGGUGAUUGAUUGCCCUCACAUCAGCUACAUUGAUAACCUUAUACACUCGCCCAAAUUCAAAGACUAUCAAACUGGAGGUGCUCGUAAAGUGAAUGUCAUGAUUCAUUAUGUUGGCAAGAAUGUGCUUCAAGACGCAAGGUACAAGAAAUGGCUUCAAUCUUUUGACGCAACCACCGAUCAUAUUUUCGGAUCUACAGAGAUUUGUGCUCAAAGCGUUCAGUUCACAUCACAUGCUGUUGGCCAAGUAAAACUGUCCAUGUUGAAUGAGAAUAUCUUUCCCAUUCCAAAAUACAGCAACACGCCAUCCUUGCCCUUGGAUCAGAUCGAGGGGUUGCCUAAAAAUAGCUAUAGAUUAGAAAGCAUGGCUCAAUAUAGUCUCGAGCCUAGAAGCGGUAUACAGUAUUUGGAUAGGCCCGCAUUCAAUCACACCAAUUUUGAGAUUCCCGAAAUCAAGAAAAUAGACGACGACAAGGAAUACCACGAAGCUGUUCGAUUAUCCAGAGUGAAAGCAUCUCAAGUGGACUGCAGCAAGAGAUUUCCUGGCGAUGAUGUGCAAAUCAUCACACUUGGCACAGGCAGCUCGAUUCCAGCAAAGUAUAGAAAUGUAAGUGCUACUCUGGUCAGGAUUCCUGGUUACGGAUCCAUCAUGCUGGAUGCAGGCGAAGGCACCUAUGGUCAAAUGAUGCGACGAUUUGGCAUUGAACGGUUGGACGAAGAGAUGAGAGCUAUUCGAUGUAUAUUCAUUUCCCAUUUGCACGCUGACCAUCAUUUGGGUGUUGUACAAUUAAUUAACAAAUGGAACAAGGCUUCUGAUAAAUCUGCCGUCUUGACAGUGGUGGGGCCUUUUGUGUAUAAACAUUGGUUGAGUGAAUACAGCGAUAUUGAAUACGUGGGAUCCAGAAGAAGCCGAGUCAAGUUUAUUCGAAAUGAAAGCAUCCUCAAGGACAAGGCGACCAAGGGCCAAGAUCUCGCCAAUUUGAACGAGUUGAAAAACGCACUUGAUCUUACCGUGAUUGAGCCAGUAGAAGUUGUGCACUGCAGAUGGGCGUAUGGUCUAUCGAUUCAGCACAAGUCUGGCUGGAAGCUUGUUUAUUCUGGCGAUACCCGUCCUUGUGAUAAACUGGUUGAAUCAGGAAAAGAUGCCACAUUAUUGAUACACGAAGCAACACUUGAAGACGCCGAGUUGGAGAAGGCCAAAGCCAAACGCCACAGCACAACAGGAGAAGCUAUUGACGUUGGAAAGAGGCAAGUUUAG